Molecule: messenger RNA, 693 nt
Organism: Dioszegia hungarica
Lineage: Eukaryota; Fungi; Basidiomycota; Tremellomycetes; Tremellales; Bulleribasidiaceae
Exons: 3
Coding region: 1-693 (230 amino acids)
Cellular component (GO): nucleus; cytoplasm
Molecular function (GO): RNA polymerase II cis-regulatory region sequence-specific DNA binding
Source: RefSeq, a predicted model, not a curated record
AUGUCGCACCACGACCGCACCCUCUCCUCGCGUCCAACAUCACCCGAACUCCCUCCCCUUCCCGCGCUAGAUCCGAUCACGGGUCGUCUCGAUACCAAUGAACCGGCAGUACGGGCGAAUUUGGAGGCGGCUUUGUACAUGGAUAAGAGCAAGAUACCACGGCCGUACAAGUGUCCGCUUUGUGAUAGGGCUUUCUACAGGUUAGAACACCAGACCCGACACAUCCGGACCCAUACUGGCGAGAAGCCGCACGCUUGUAAUCACCACGGAUGCGAUCAGCGAUUGCCCCGGUCAGCUGAGCUCACUCGGCACGCAAGAAUACACUUGCCGCAGGCGCCGGAUAUGAACGGGAAGAGCAAGUUGCGAGAGGACGUGUUUGAGCAUGACCAAAGGCGACAGUCGAUAAUUCGGCCCGACGAACAGGCGGGGGGGAAUGCGCAUCAGUGCAAGACGAAGAGGAGGGUCUGGAUUAGGAGAAGUGGAAGGCGGAAGGGGAAGGAGGUAAGAGAAAAGGAAGGGCCCGAAGGGAUCGGAACAGGACAGGCGAGGAGAAUAAGAGGAGGUGGGCGGGAGAGGGGAGUGGGAGUUAGCGAGAUCAGCCGGGGGAUUGAAGAGGGAAAGACGACGUGGGCAAAGCGCAGAAGGGUCCGGUACACAGCGUCCUCCCUCCUCGCCAGACGGGCGGAACAAUGA